Molecule: messenger RNA, 2286 nt
Organism: Haliotis rubra (blacklip abalone)
Lineage: Eukaryota; Metazoa; Mollusca; Gastropoda; Lepetellida; Haliotidae
Product: proton myo-inositol cotransporter-like
Exons: 10
Coding region: 280-1368 (362 amino acids)
Biological process (GO): transmembrane transport
Cellular component (GO): membrane
Molecular function (GO): myo-inositol:proton symporter activity
Source: RefSeq, a predicted model, not a curated record
CAGCCUGUGCAUAUAGACUGUAGGGGUAGCCUAAAGAGAUCACUUGUCACGCUUACGACAUCUAGAACAUAAUGUGUGAAGCCCGAUAUCUGGUAUAUCCCCAAGGACAACUUUUUAUAGCUCGUCUUGUUUCAGGUUACCGUCACAUACACAGCUAAAGGAGAAUGAUGCUCCAGAUUUUCUGUUGAGUAACUGAAUUCAAAAGCUGGAGGAAACAAAGUGUUAAGAGGUCCAACAAGGAGCUCCAAGUGGGUCUGACUGAACACCAAGAACGUCAUCAUGGGCAAUGAAAGCAAAGGACAGCCAACAGACAGUCAUCCAUGGCUCCUCUACAUCUCAACAAUAUUUGCAUCUACUCUGGCACUUUUGAUGGGCUAUACAUUCGGAAUCAUCUCGGGGGCAAUGCUGCUUCUUGCUGAUACGUUCCAGCUCGACACCUUGUGGCAGCAGCUGAUAGCCACAUUCGGCACUGUAGGAGCUGCCUUAGCACUUCUGCCUGCUGGUUACCUUGUCCAGAUUUUGGGAAGGAAGAAGAUGAUCCUUGGAUCAAAUAUAUUGACGUGUGUUGGCGCCAUUAUAACAGCUGCAGCACCAACGAAAGAGGUGGUUAUUGUUGGCCGUUUGUUUGCAGGAAUGGGAGCAGGAGCUAUAUCCCUCGUCGUGCCAAUGUACAUAUCGGAAUGUGCCCCCGUCGACAUCAGAGGACGUUUGGGAACUCUUACACAGGUCUUGAUUUCUUUUGGAGUGUUUCUGUCAUCUGUUGCGGGAGGUGCUUUCAGUGGACUGGGGGAAGCAGGAUGGCGAUUGAUGUUCGGGUGUCCGUGUGCUAUUGGUGUUGUCCACUUUGUGGGAUUUCUCUUCCUCCCGGAGACUCCUCGGUGGUACAUGGACAGAGGAAGAGAGGAAGAAGCUGUUUCUGUCUUGAAACGACUCAGAAAUAACCCGGAAGAAAUCGACAUCGAACUCAACGACAUGAAAAGAACUGUUGCGGAAGGGAAAAGGCUGAAACUCGAAUCAGAGCACGGUUCCUCUAUCAUUGUUCGGAUACUGAAAACGCCUUCAGUUCGAAGAGCGCUGAUGCUGUCGGUGAUCUUGUCUAUGAUAACACAGGUGACAGGAGCGGCACCAGUUAUGUACUACACAGGAACGAUCCUGAAAAGAGGCGGUUUUGCGGUCACAGAUGCACUGUGGAUGACAACAAUUCCUACAGCACUGCAGGCUGUAACGUCUUUCGUAAGCACGUGCUUGGUUGAGAGGAUGGGCCGCAAGCUCCUGUUUCUUGGCACACAAAUAGGGCUGCUCAUUUCCUUGAUCAUUCUUGGACUUGGCUUCUAUCUGUCCACGACUUAUUCUCCCCGUCGUCAGUGAUGACAUCCAGAAUACCAUCAAUAACAAUACAACUGUAUCCAUAUGUAAUUUCAGAACAUGUGAGCAAUGCAUCGAUUCUUCCCAAUGCGGCUUCUGCUACGACGUCCUCUCAAGAGCUUCAUGUGUACCCGUGUCGGUACACGGGACUGCUACAGCAGGGAGAUGCUCUUUCAACAGUUCAGACUUUACCCUGGAGAUACAGACCUGCCCAAGUGAUUAUAAAUGGAUUCCUGUGAUUGGGUCUUCACUAUAUCUGGCUAUAUUUAGCGCUGGAGUUGGCGUGAUCUUUAUUGUGAUAUCUGAAAUAUUCCCCCUCUGGGCACGCGGCAUAUGCAGUUCAGUUGCUACUUCAGUUAUCUGGAUAUCUCAGAUCGUGGUCACCAUGACGUUCCUUUCAGUUGCUGACGACAUCACAACCCAUGGUAUCUUCUGGUUGUAUGCGGGAUGCUCUGUGCUUGCUGCUAUCUUCAUCUUAAUAUUCAUGCCGGAGACGAGAGGGGUACGACUGGAGGAGAUUGAUCAGCUGUUCAUGACACUUGAUGAGAAGACUGCGCUGGACAAACAGGAAGUUGAUAAAUUAUCAGGUCAUUAAGCACAUUACUGAACGCCAGGCCCUGGAUACCUACAUAGUUAUCAGGCCAUUGACAUUACACAUCUACAAUCAAUCUAACGUCUACAAAGGUAGUGCUUUCUAGUUGAGGACAUAUAUAUUUCCUGCUUUAUACGCCGAGUGGAAUCAUGUAUACUAUCAUGUAUACUGUCCUAAAAAAGAAACGCAUAGGCGUUUUAAAAUCUAUUGAUUACCUAUUGUGUUCAAACAAUCGUCAAAACAUGUAACAUAAAUGUUGAUACAACUGCACAAGUGAAAAAUCGACUUUACCUGAAAAUGUUGAUUUUGAUGAGAUUUCUUACAAGAAG